This is a messenger RNA of Nicotiana tabacum (common tobacco), 3114 nucleotides long. Its product is annotated as cuscuta receptor 1. Gene Ontology annotation, molecular function: protein binding. The record is from RefSeq and is a predicted model, not a curated record. Lineage: Eukaryota; Viridiplantae; Streptophyta; Magnoliopsida; Solanales; Solanaceae.
UUAAGGCAGAACAAGUAAGUCAAGAGACUAAAUAUGAGAGAAUUCUGCUUGUGGAUGUUAAUUUUGUUCUUAGCAAAUGAGUGGUGUAGCUGUUAUGGUUGUUGGAAAGAAGAAAGAAUUGCUCUUUUGAAACUCAAAGAAAACAUAAACUACACAAAUGGUGCAUAUUUUUCAACAUGGGUAGCUAAUGAAACUUCAAAUUGUUGUCAAUGGGAAGGAAUUAUUUGCAGCAACAGUAGCAGAAAAGUCACAGAGUUGUCAAUAUCAGUGAAGACUUUUAUUAAAAAGGAUAUUUCUGGCAUUGAAAGUUUAAAUACUGAUAAUUGGAGAAAUUGGCAUUUCAAUGCAUCUUUGUUUCUUCCUUUCAAGAAUCUCAAAGCUCUUCUUCUCCGCGGACAUUCUAUAGCUAAUUGGAUUGAGAAUGAAGGUUUCGAAAAACUGAAACAACUAACAAAACUGGAAAAGCUAGAUUUGGCUGGGAACAACUUCAAUCGCAGCAUAUUUCCAUCUCUUAGUCAACUUACAUCUCUCAAGUCACUGAACCUCGGACGUAACAACAUUGAAUCAGGUAAUGAAAGAUUGUCAGGGUUAAGCAAUCUGGAGAGCUUAGAUUUAAGCGUUAACAGAUUGAAUGAUGAAAGUGUUCUCUCUGCUCUAGAGCUAAAUACAUUUAGUACAACUUUGAAGAAGCUCAAUAUAAGGUACAACAGUUUUCAAAGCUUUAUGCCAAAUGAAGAGUUGGGAAUUCUGAGAAAUAUAAAGUAUUUACUUUUGGAUGGGAAUACAUUGGACAAAAACUUUCUACAGAGCAGUGGUGUAAUGCCGUCCCUUAAAGUAUUAUCAGUAUCUAACUGCGGCCUGAAUGGAACCCUACCUAUUCCAGGUUUAUGCAAUCUAAAAUAUCUUGAAGAACUAAGUCUCAGCUUCAACAACUUCCAUGGAAAUCUUCCUCCAUGUCUUGGAAACUUAACAUUACUUCGGGUAAUUGAUCUCACUCAAAAUCAGUUUACGGGAAAUAUUGCCUCAUCUCCACUUUCAAGUCUUUUGUCCCUUGAAUAUCUUUUGCUGAAAAACAACAACUUUGAAAUCCCAAUUUCAUUCGAGUCAUUUGCUAACCAUUCAAACCUUAAGUAUGUCAUUCCUGACGGCAAUUCAUUAGUUGUAAAAACUUCUACUAGAAAUUGGAUCCCAAAGUUUCAAUUGGAAGCCUUGUCUUUGACUAAAAACUGCUCUGUAAUACCAAAUUUCCUUCAUUAUCAACAUCAGUUGCGUCAACUUAGUCUAUCUGACUGCAACAUUGGUGGAAACUUUCCAAAUUGGUUGUUGGAGAAUAAUCCUAGACUUGAAGAAGUUUAUUUGGAUGGAAAUGCGUUCACUGGAUCUCUUCAUGAGUUGUCCUUCCUUCCUAAUAUGAAAUUUUUUGAUAUCUCAAGGAACAAGAUUCAGGGACAACUUCCUCCCAACAUCAGUUCCAUUUUCCCGAAUAUCUUGAGGUUAAAAAUGUCCAACAAUAUGCUUGAAGGCAUGUUGCCUUCAAGUUUUAGCGACAUGAAGAACCUACUUUUCUUGGAUUUAGCAGAUAAUAAGUUAUCAGGAGACUUACCGAUUGAAUUGGCUCGUAAUGGAUUAUUCUUUCUGAGACUGUCGAAUAACAUGUUGGAAGGGGAAAUAUUUCCAGUGUCAACCAACAUCAAUAAUCUUCAGUACUUAUACUUGGAUGGAAACAACUUCUCAGGCUCAAUUCCACAAAAGUUGUCCUCUGCUUCCUUGAGUUCACUGGAUUUAAGUAACAACAGUUUGUCUGGAAAUCUACCUUCUUGGAUUGGUUACAUCCCCUCAUUAACCUCCCUCGCGUUAUCUAGAAACCAUCUAAAGGGUCCUAUUCCAGCAGAUUAUUGUAGACUUGAAAAGCUUGAGGUUUUAGAUCUCUCAAGAAACAACCUUGUUGGUGUGAUUCCAUCAUGUUUCAGUGCUUCCCAAAACCUUAAACGUGUCUAUUUGAGCAAAAACAAUUUACGAGGGCAAUUCGAUGUGUUCUCAAAUAGCUCAGAUUUAACGGUAUUGGAUCUUAAAGAUAACAACUUCACCGGUUCAAUUCCAAAAUGGUUAGGCAGUAUUGAAAUAAACACCUUACUCUUGAAAGGAAACCAUCUUCAAGGCAACAUUCCCACAGAGUUGUGCCAUGCGAGUGAAUUGAGAAUCAUGGAUCUGUCUCAUAAUAAUCUCUCGGGACCUAUUCCUCGUUGCUUUGGAAACAUAAUGCAAAUAGCAGGGAUCAGUGAAGCAUAUCCCUACGGUCCAAUAUUUAGUUAUCCAAGACUCCAGACGUGGGGUAGAGAUACCAUGGUAUAUGUAGAAGAUUCAAUGGAGAGAUCGACAGUUUCCUAUCAAGAUAACUAUGCAUGGGUUGGGGCAGAGUUUACAACCAAAUAUAAUACGUAUUCCUAUGAAGGUAGCAUUGUUGAUUAUAUGUUUGGGAUUGAUCUUUCUUACAACCAAUUAAGUGGUGACAUACCUAAGGAACUCUGUAAUCUUACUGAAAUUCGGGCACUAAACUUGUCACAUAACCACAUAACUGGCGCGAUAUCAUCAGAAUUCUCAAAUCUCCAGAAUAUUGAGAGUUUGGAUCUAUCAUACAACAACUUGACUGGGAGGAUUCCCUCUCAACUUGUAGAGUUGACAAGUCUAGCAAUUUUUAGCGUGGCACAUAAUAAUUUAACAGGUAUGACUCCACAGCGUACAUCUCAAUUUGCAACUUUCACUGAUAGCAGUUACCAGGGAAAUCCUUUUCUUUGUGGUACUCCAUUACAUAUCAAUUGCAUGGAGACCAAAGAGAUACCAAUAUCACCUCGUGCGCCAGAUUUCUGUGAAGAUGAUACUGGUUUUCUAGAUAUGGAGUCGUUCUAUAUUUCUUUUCUUGUGGCAUAUGCAAAUUUGGUGCUUGUAAUUGCUGUAGUCCUUUGGCUAAACCCCUAUUGGAGAUAUGUUUGGUUUUAUUACAUUGAGUCUUUUAUGUAUUCAUGUUACUAUCUUUUUGCUUCCAAAUGUACAUGACCUUUCAUAUUAAUAGUCACUUUAAUUGCGUUGCAUAAUUGCAUUUCAUUAUGUAAAUCG